Messenger RNA from Trichosporon asahii var. asahii CBS 2479, 1998 nucleotides. RefSeq lists its product as uncharacterized. Lineage: Eukaryota; Fungi; Basidiomycota; Tremellomycetes; Trichosporonales; Trichosporonaceae. The record is from RefSeq and is a predicted model, not a curated record. The transcript is spliced from 5 exons. Gene Ontology annotation, molecular function: histone H3T3 kinase activity. Gene Ontology annotation, biological process: intracellular signal transduction; mitotic cell cycle. Gene Ontology annotation, cellular component: nucleus; cytoplasm. Bases 1 to 1998 code for a protein of 665 amino acids.
AUGUCUGCCUUUGGCACGAAGACGAAAAAGCGCAUCAUCAACAUCCACUCAGACUUCAGCCCGUCAAAGGACAGAGAGACAUCACCUGCGACCCCCCACCGCCGUGAGCCACCGACAACUCCGCUGAAGCCGAAAGCAACCAACAAUGAGACACCCCUGAAGCCUCGUGACAACAACACAAGCACACCUUUGAAGGAGAAGAAGACCGAGAAGGGGGCUAAGAAGGAUGCACCGCUAAAGCAACAUGCGGCGCAGAAUCGUCGGGCGGUCUACCGCAACAGCCCGGAGCGUGCGCACGUCGUCCGAAAGCCAGCACCAAGGAGAAUCCAUGCCCUGAGGGCUAUGGACAGAGUGGAGGUUACGAUUGAGACGAGGUCGCCAUCCCCGAAGCAAUCCGAACCGCAAGUGGAACCGAAGACGAGGGCGAAACCGCAGGAGAAGGCAGAGAGUGGCAAUGAGGCCAAGCCGAAGCCGAAAGCGACUGCGAAGCGCAAGACCGAUGAUGAGGGAGAACCGAUGCCGAAGUCUGGACCCUCCAAGCAGUCCGAGGCUGUGGAUGAAGUGACGCAGCAAGUCGUCGAUUUGACGCUUAGCGAGGACGAGCAGCCCGUCAAGCGUGGUCCUGCGCCACGGAAACCUCGCAAGGCGCCGAAGAUAAUUAAGCCCGUCCAGCGCGCCGAUCCGACACCGCUACCAUCACCAGAGCCCGAGGUGCGGCCUGACCUUCCGGAUGAGAGUCUGUCUCGACUGCUAGCCCAGUGCACUGUCUCCCAGCCUGUUGCAUUCAGUGAUGUCUUCAAGGAUCCCGCUUUCUCGACGCUCGUCACCGGUUUCGAACUCAAGAAGCAGGGCGAGGCGUCCUACUCUGAGGUGUUCCGAGUCGGUGACGCUGUUGUCAAGGUCAUCCCACUUCUGGGCACUGAUCGCCCGACAGACGACGGCGAGGACAUUCCCGACUGCUCCAGUGCCGACGACGUUGCGCGCGAAAUCGAAGUUACGAGGCGCAUGGCGCAGGUUCCCGGGGGCGGCUUCGUCGGCUUCAGGGGCGCCUUUGUCGUGACCGGAUCGUACCCCGCCCCUCUUCUCGCGGAAUGGGACGCCUGGAAAGCUGAAAGGGGCACGGAAUCCCCACGUCCAAUCUUCCCACCAGAACAGCAGUUCGCGCUCGUCGUCCUCGACGACGGCGGAGGCGACCUCGAGUCCGCCCACUUCGACUCUCACUCCUGGACGACAAUGGCCGCCGUGUUCUGGCAAGUAUGCGAUGCGCUUGCGCGAGCCGAGAAGUGGACUCAGUUCGAGUUAUCCUCCCCGCCGCCGCCGACGUCCAAGCCGACCAACACAAACUAUCUCGCCCCGAGCGGCGUCACGGCGACGAUGAUAGACUUUGGCCUGUCCCGCUUAUCGAUUGAUGGCGAGGUGAGGUGGACACCCCUCCCCGAGGAAGUGUACGAUGGCGUCGGCGCACAGUGGGACGUGUACCGGGCUAUGCGGGACGUGAUUGAAUCCCAGCCCCCGCCGGCGGAGCCCGAACCGGUGCGACCGCCGAGUCCCAUCCCACUAGCCCGACGGAGAUCGCGACGCACAACGACACGGGUGGUGCAGUACGUCCUCUCCGACUCUGAGGACGACGACGACGAACCGAGCUACGUCCCGCCUAUCUCUCCCCCAUCGUCUCCCCUCGCCUCUCCCUCCUCCUCUCGGACAUCGACACCGCCGACCUCCACAUCCAGCCUCAGCCCGCGGACACCCUGGACCGCAUUCGUGCCCGCCUCCAACGUGCUCUGGCUCCGGUACCUGUGCACGUACCUCCUCAAGGCUGCGCGGAAACCGUACAGCCGCAAGUCGACCAGUGCGGCUAAACAGGCAGCGCGACAGAGACAGGAGGCGGCGUGGAGCAUGCUCUGCGACGUUGGGGCGGCGCUCGAUCCGGAAAUGGGCAUGUUCGAUAGUGCUGCGGACGUCCGGAGCUGGGGAGAGGAGUGUGGGUGGGUCGCGUAG